AUGGUGAUUCCAAAAAAUUCAAGUCUAAAAGUACUGAAGGAGAACUCUCUUGGGGAAUCAAAAUUAAAAUAUUUUUACGUUCCACAAAGUUUGUACGAAGUUGGGUUUGCAAAUGUAAGACUCAUUGAAAAGAUCGAAAUACACCCAAACAAUCGAAUAUUUGCUUUCAAAAAUGCAUGCUUUAUGAAUUACAAUCAAGAAAUCGUUUUUUACUGCUUUAAUACAAAUCCGAACGUAGUUAUCCAUAUUCCAGAAACAGUAUUUGGUAUAGAAUCCUAUUCGUUUCUUCUUACUUAUGGCAAAACAAUUAUUUUUCCAAAAAUAUUAACAUGGAUCCAUCAAUUUGCAUUUCUCCGUUGCCAAGUUCCAUAUUAUGACUUUUCAAAGGUACUUUAUGUUAACGAACUCCCUUUAAACGGAUUUGAGCUUUCAAAAAUUAAAAUUUUUGAUUUCUCAAAUGUAACAAACAUCCAUAUCAAUCAUAGAGCAUUCAUAUGCUGCUACAAUCUCGAAAUAGUCACUAUAAGUCCAGCCUGCAUCUACAUUGGACUAGAUUCGUUUAAAUUUUGCUCUAGACUGAAGAAAAUCAUCAUUCCACCCGAUUCAAAGCUACAAAGAAUCGUAAACUCUGCAUUUGCAUACACAAACCUCGCGGAAUUUAUCAUUACUCCAAGUAUUCAAUUUAUUGGGUUAAAUGCGUUCGAAGGAGUGCCUCACGUCGUUCUCAAAUGUGAUCCAAAUAACUGGUACUUCACUGUUAAAGACAGUGUUCUCUUUUUUGACAAAAGUUCAAUUUUAAUUUGGUAUCCGCCUUAUUUGAGGAAUGAAACUUACCAAAUUCCUUCCCACGCGAAUACAUUGCGAAGCUAUUGCUUCUACAAGGCCAUCUACCUCAAGGAAUUGAUUUUCCCAGUGCAAUUAACAAAAAUUUUGCAACACGCGGUAUAUUGCACGAAUAUAACUGCAAUAAAGCUGCCACCGCUUGUUUCUAACAUAGAGAUGUACGCGUUUGCUAAUAACAGGAUGCUGGAAAGCAUAGAUUUUGGAGAUUCAAUCAAAUUGAUUCCAAAAUUCGUUGUAGCUGACUGUGUCAACUUGAAAUAUAUUUACAUUCCACCUUCAGUUACUUAUAUCCGCCAAAAAGCGUUUGAAAAUUGUAGAUCUCUUCAAUGCAUUUCAUGUGGUAAAAAUCUGGUGAAUAUAUUGUCACAACAGGUUCCUUUGAGAAUUAUUCGUGUGGAUAACCGCUGCUCUGCUUCUGAUAAUGAAAUAAUUGUUUUAUAA
Messenger RNA from Trichomonas vaginalis G3, 1284 nucleotides. Its product is annotated as ribonuclease inhibitor domain-containing protein. The transcript has a single exon. Bases 1 to 1284 code for a protein of 427 amino acids. The record is from RefSeq and is a predicted model, not a curated record. NCBI's taxonomy places the organism in Eukaryota, Parabasalia, Trichomonadida, Trichomonadidae.